UAUGCGUUGCUAAAAUCAUGGUGAAAUGUUGCUCGGCCAUUGGAUGUGCUUCUCGCUGUUUGCCAAAUUCCAAGUUAAAAGGAUUAACGUUUCACGUAUUCCCCACAGAUGAGAACAUGAAAAGAAAAUGGGUAUUAGCAAUGAAAAGACUUGAUGUAAAUGCUGCAGGUAUUUGGGAGCCUAAAAAAGGAGAUGUGUUGUGUUCAAGGCACUUUAAGAAGACAGAUUUUGAUAGAAGUGCUCCAAAUAUUAAGCUCAAACCUGGGGUCGUACCUUCUAUCUUUGAUUCCCCCUCUCAUUUACAGGGGAAAAGAGAAAAACUUCAUUGUGGAAAAAACUUUGCCCUCAAAACAUUUCCCAUCACAAACCAUAAUCACCAGCUUGUUGGUGCUUCCUCAUGCGUUGAAGAAUUCCAAUCCCAGUUCAUUUUUGAACAUAGCUACAGUGUAAUGGACAGUCCAAAGAAACUUAAACAUAAAUUAGAUCACGUAAUCAGCGAGCUAGAGGAUGCCAAGGAAACUCUGCGGAAUGUUUUAGACCGAGAAAAACAAUUCCAAAAAUCAUUGAGGAAGACAAUCAGAGAAUUGAAGGAUGAAUGUCUCAUCAGCCAAGAAACAGCAAAUAGACUGGAAGCUUUCUGUUGGGAGUGUUGUCAGGAGAGCAUAGAGCAAGAUUAUAUCUCAUGA
Molecule: messenger RNA, 686 nt
Organism: Orycteropus afer afer
Lineage: Eukaryota; Metazoa; Chordata; Mammalia; Tubulidentata; Orycteropodidae
Gene: THAP6
Product: THAP domain containing 6
Source: RefSeq, a predicted model, not a curated record